Messenger RNA from Musca vetustissima, 1236 nucleotides. Its product is annotated as serendipity locus protein delta-like. The coding region runs from base 1 to 1236 and encodes 411 amino acids. Gene Ontology annotation, biological process: regulation of transcription by RNA polymerase II. Gene Ontology annotation, cellular component: nucleus; chromosome. Gene Ontology annotation, molecular function: chromatin insulator sequence binding; zinc ion binding. The transcript has a single exon. Lineage: Eukaryota; Metazoa; Arthropoda; Insecta; Diptera; Muscidae. The record is from RefSeq and is a predicted model, not a curated record.
AUGGAAUCCGUUGUUUGUUUCCUUUGCACAGAUAACACUUCCAAAUCCAAUGAUGACUUCUAUGACGUUUUAUCCGCAAUUGUACCAUAUUCACAGAAGCCCCUACAUGUCGUCCUCCAGCAUUUGGCGAAUUGCUUAAAAUACAAAUUGAUUUUCCAAAGUGGGACAUACAUUUGUGGUGAUUGUUUCAGAGAACUUGCUAGUUAUGAUGACCUAAUGUUGAAUCUGUUGAACUCCCAACGGCGCCUGACUAGCCAGUUGCACUACGCUCUGGCGGAGAAGGGUGUCCAAGAACAACUUGCAAAUGAGGAACCUAUACAAAUUGAACUGGAGUUUGAAGGAGCUGAUCAAACCUUAGAGGAUGCAUUUAACCCAAAUCUUGACACAAAAGAAGAACUGAUCGAAGUGGAUGACGAUGUUAUCGAAGAAGUUGUGGACGAUUCAACUGGUGGAUUUUGUAACAGCAGUGGGCAAACGAACUUUCAUAUAGUUGAGGUGACUAGUACUGGGGGAGAGCGGAAACGUAAUCAACAGGACUGUCCUAUGUGUGGAGCUAUUUUUACUUCAAAAUAUUUGUUGCAAAGUCACAUAAAUGAGAUUCACAGUGGAAAACAAUUCACUUGCAAAAUAUGUGGUGUGACGAGGAAAGAUGAGGAAUACUUAGAACUUCAUAUGAACAUUCACGAAGGCAAGACCGAGAAUGAAUGUCGAUAUUGUCCCAAAAAGUUCUCACGUCCCGUAAACACAUUACGACAUAUGCGUGUUCAUUGGGAUAAGAAAAAGUUCCAAUGUGAAAAGUGUGGGGAGCGAUUUUCCUUGGACAACAUGCUGUACAAUCACCGACUGCGCCACGAAGCAGAAGAUAAUCCAGUAAUUUGUAGUAUAUGUAAUCAGUCUUUCAAAUCUCGUAAGACAUACAACCAUCAUAUAAUAAUCCACCAAGAAAAUCGGCCGCGACAUCAAUGUACCCUCUGUCCAAAAUCUUUCACUGAGCGUUACACUCUGAAAAUGCAUCUCAAAAAUCACAACGAUCGUCAAAGUCCCACAAGUACUGUCGAAAUAAAACAAUCUCCAUCACUAAAAGACCCCAAAGAGGAAACAGAGGAAGCUAUUAAUUUACUAGUAUCCGCCGAAAAUGUAAAUAAUUCUUGUGUCGUUUUUGAAAAGAAAUACGAUGAAAAAGUUGUCGUAGAUCACCAUUUAAAUACAGUUAAUGAUGUUAUUUUAAAAUCGUAA